This is a messenger RNA of Saccoglossus kowalevskii, 2121 nucleotides long. RefSeq names its product vacuolar protein sorting-associated protein 13B-like. The record is from RefSeq and is a predicted model, not a curated record. NCBI's taxonomy places the organism in Eukaryota, Metazoa, Hemichordata, Enteropneusta, Harrimaniidae.
AGCACUGUUGAGUUUUUCAUUGGCAAUAAUCGUUCACAACCAGUUCUGCUUCUCAAGGAAGCCUUAUCACCAAGAGGAAGAUAUGAUUUGCUUACGAAAGCUGAUGGUGUGCUGCCACUAGAGGGUUCCACACAUGUCAGUAUAGCAUGUGACGGUAAACCAUCAAGGUUAUGUUACUUGACGUUAUUAUCUACUGUAAAGCAUGGUGUUCGGGUAAUCACCAUUAAAGAUAGAUACAUAUUUGUCAAUAAAUCGAAAGAAGAUUUAUCUCUGAGAACAGUAGCUAUUGUAGACAGUGAUACAAAGUUUGACAAAAGCAGUCUGGUCCCCAAAAUCCAGAUGGUUCCAGCUAGCCAAUCAGAUUCAAGUGCAUCUGUACAAGCGAUUGAGUUUUGGGACGUGCCGAGAUACGACCAAUCACCUCCAAGCAUGAACCACGUGCAAUAUUUAUCAUUUACAUUUGCAAAUAUUGGAACAUCGAAGAAGAGUUGGAGAAAUUGGACCCAGUUCGUUCCAAUAGAUACAAAGUUACCCAGGCAUUCUGUUGCCAUGCCAAUCAGGAAUGUUGACCAAUCAAAUGGUAGCAUAGACAGGAAGGACCCCCUAGCUUAUGUAGUAACUGUCAUGGAAGCUAAUGGUGUAGUUUACAUCAUGGUGGAUGUCAACCCAAUGCCGAGAAUUAUAAUUCAUAAUAAUUGUUCUUUUCCACUUCAUUAUGGUCAAGGUCUGAUUCAAGACUGUACCGAAGAAAUGGUGACAGUUGUGGAAGAACAGGAUAUGUUGUCACCCUUGCCACUGGUGGAGGCGCAUAGGUCAACUUGUUAUGAAUUCCCACAUGUGCAGUCGCAGUUUCCGCAGUUCAACAACCAGAACCAGAUUCAACCAAAACUUCAUAUCUGCAUUGCGAGAGACCUUGAUACUGUCUAUCUCAAACAGGAAGAAAAAGUGGAGCAAUGGAGUGAUGAAAUUAAUAUUGGUGAAUUUGGAGGUCAAAGGUCAGAGAUCAUGAUUCUGUCUCACGGAGGUUACGUGUUUGUUAAUAGCAGGACAGUUGGUGCUUGUACACAUGUUUUCAUCGAAGAACUCAGUAUGGAGGGACAGACAGGUCAGAGGUCGAAGCUGGGUGUUCCCUCCCUGCUGCGUCAAGAGACUGAAGCAGAGUCACCAAUGGAUAUCACUAUAGAGGGCAGUGUAAUGGCUUCUCGGGUCUGUUUUGUUCUCAUGGACGAAUUACAUAAUCGAGUGUCGAGUACAGAAGUUUUGCGAUUCAUGAUGGACGAUGUACAUCUUGCGUAUUUCCCAUUGGUUAAACCAGAUCACCCAACAACUAUGCAGCAGGGGGUGCAGUUUGCUGUCAGAACAGCGCAGAUUGAUAAUCAGCUGUUCCAACAGGGUGCAUUUGAUUUCCCUGUGUUGUUGAUGGCACAGCACAAGAUCCCGUCCAGAGACGAAUCAGAGUUUGCUGUUCUACCAAUCAGUGCGGCCUCGGAGCACAGUUAUCAAACCAGUAUCUUUGCUGUAAGACUAAUCUUUGAGAUGGACCAGUUCAGAUCUGUCUCGUGCCUCCAUGACGUUACAGUGUCUGUGAAACCAUUGACGCUCUUCAUGGAGGACCAGUUCAUAUACCAGAUGGUCAGGGUGAUCAGCAGCUACAAAAUACCACACGAACUGAAACAACCAAUCAAAUCUAAGUUUCCAAAGUCAGGUGAUCAAUUGGAGCCAAUGAGGUGGAAGGAUGUCCCGGCAGAGGCCAAAAGUCUCUCAUUGGCUCUGAUUAACCCCUUAGCUGUCAAUCAUCUUCGGAUAAAGCCGCUUACGAUUCUUGCCAGUGCACAUGCAUCUCUGAAGGUUUAUCUGGCGUCGGAUCACACUUCUCUGUCUUUUGGACAAUUCCGAUGCGGUCCAGUAUUUACGACAACGAGACAGUUGGUGCAAUGUCUAACGAUGCACUAUGCGUCAGGUGCUCUCUUUAAAGCGGUUGAGCACGUGUGUAUUGGCAUGUCCUCCAGUGAGAAGAUACGACACAGUGUGUUCUAUGUUGCUUGGGUGCACACCAGUGUUCUAUGUAUUUCUAUGGACACUGUGCGAACUGCUGUGGAACGCCAGUCGAAGAACUGGUGA